AUGCAUCAACAAGUUCUCCGCAGCAGCAUCGUCGCACGUUCAAAUCCGACCCUCACGGCAACAGCCAUAGACCCCAACCACACACUCCCAAUAGACCUCAGUCCAGAAGUCGACGGCCAGGCACAGCACACUCUUUGGAAUCCCCACCUACAGUCCUCGGGCAGUGCUAGGUCCACCAGAACCAGGAACUUCAUUCACAGGUUCAUGGACAUAAGGGGGAAGCCCACUCACAAGGCAAUACAGUCCCGCCCUCUGCGAUACCCAAUUGCCCAGCCCGUCACAAACCACCCUCUUGAGCCAGCCGCCCCAAAUCCGCCACCUGACUUGGAACUUGAGCUUUCUUCGGCGCCCCAGUACACACCCUGGGGACGACUAGAUUGGAACCAACUCUCUGAUAAACAAAGGGUCCACACGGUCGAAAAGGCAGCAGCAGCCAGAAUCUACCUGGAGACUUACUUCGAGGAUGCUUUGAGUAGUCGUCCCACACCACGUGAACAGCGUAUCGCCGAGCACCAACGAAAUCUGGAUCAGGUGGUGCCCCUGAUAUCCAGUUUCCAGGAUCCAGUGAAUCUUUACCUCCUAAUGGACUACAUGCCGGGGGGAGACUUUCUUGGUCUUCUGAUUCGCGAAAACAUCUUGACCGAGUCCAGAACUCGAUUCUACAUCGCCGAGAUGAUACUUUGCGUCGAAGAGGCCCAUAGACUUGGAUGCAUCCACCGAGAUGUCAAACCAGACAACUUCCUCAUCGGUGCCGACGGUCACCUGAAAAUCUCGGAUUUCGGGCUGGCUUUUGACGACCAUUGGUCCCAUGACACCUCCUACUACAAGUGGCAGCGAAAGUCAAUUCUGGCCCUGACAGGUGUUACGCUAGACGGUGAUGGCGAGGAUCAAAAAGCCGCCCGCGAUGGUGGACGGGCGAGGCGACGAUCAUCUCGGGAAGGGUCAUCCAAGCACUAUCCCCCGUCAGAAUUGCUCCGAACCAAGUUUGAUGGGCUUGAAUGUCCGUUCAAUGUCGUCGAAACAAACGCAGACGAGAUUGUAAAAGUCGACCAGCUGCUUGGUUGGCGAACAGCAGAGACACGCCGAUCCUCGGCCCGCUCCAUUGUUGGCACAAGCCAGUAUAUGGCUCCAGAGGUGUGCCUAUAUGGGCACACGCCGUUUCUCUCGGAAAAGGGUCGUCACUAUACCAAGCAGAACAUCCUCGACAAAGACAGCCGUCUCUCAUCACCCGAGUAUCGCAACCAAGAUGCUCGACGAAGUUGGGAGAAGCUUCAGGGCUACAAGAAAAUACCGAGUCAAUACGUUUUCAAUAACGACGCAUCCGAGAUCAAGGCCCACCCGUGGUUUCGGGGCGUUCCUUGGGAAGCAAUACGCUCCAGUCGGCCAGAGUGGAUACCACAUAUUCAAAGCUACGCCGACUCUCACUACUUUGAAGAAGAUGAGCCGAUCAGCGACUGGUCUGACUCAAUGGAUUCCGAGAUAGCGGAGGGGUCGGAGAACCUGGACGAUCUCCGUCUAAGGUUUCUACAGUACGACUUUGAAGACGAUGUGAGGUGUCUGGCCACUGACUUCAUCUCCAAACCCUACGAUUCAUCCAAGUUGAAACGAUUCGAUCGCGAUAUUGACGAUCAUGCCUUUCUGGAAGAUGUUGAAAAGGCCUUUCUCAAAUGUCCACCCUACAAAUUCUUGAUCAAGGGGAGGAAUGCGUUGUCAGUCGAGGCGACGUUGGGCAGAGGGGCAAGAUUGAAGCAGCUACUGAUGUAA
Molecule: messenger RNA, 1764 nt
Organism: Colletotrichum tamarilloi
Lineage: Eukaryota; Fungi; Ascomycota; Sordariomycetes; Glomerellales; Glomerellaceae
Exons: 6
Coding region: 1-1764 (587 amino acids)
Biological process (GO): peptidyl-serine phosphorylation; intracellular signal transduction
Molecular function (GO): protein serine/threonine kinase activity; ATP binding
Source: RefSeq, a predicted model, not a curated record